AUUAAGCAAUUUAAAGAAAAUAAUUAUAUAGAAAAUUAACUUUAUAAUGGAGAAGGUUUCAAGUUCAUGCAAUAUUGAGUUACAUGCACCUGAAAUUGUGUUCUUUGAUUUAGAAACUAACGUGCCAAAGAAAAUAGGACAACAAUUCUGGGUCCUCGAAUUCGGCGCAAUUGUAGUUAGUGCUCACAAACUCAACGAAAUCGAGAGCUACACAACAUUGAUAAGGCCAAAAGAUUUAUCUGUUGUGCCUGUGAAAUCUAGCAGAAUCGGUGGAAUAACACGAGAAGCUGUGAAAAUUGCACCAUCUUUUGAAGAUGUGGCAGAGAGGAUAUUCGGUAUUUUGAAUGGAAAGGUUUGGGCUGGUCAUAACAUUCAGAGAUUUGAUUGUGUUCGAAUCAAAGAGGCUUUUGAUGGUAUCAAUAGGGCUGCACCUGUGCCUGUUGGAAUCAUUGACUCUUUGGUGGUUCUUACUGAGAAAUUUGGAAGAAGAGCUGGUAAUAUGAAGAUGGCAACUUUGGCUUCUUAUUUUGGCUUAGGAGAACAAAAACACAGGAGCCUAGAUGAUGUUAGGAUGAACUUGGAGGUUGUCAAGCACUGUGCAACAGUGUUGUUUCUGGAAUCUAGUCUACCAAAUACAUUGCAUAAUAAUGAUAAAAGCAAAUGGUAUGGGUCUUCUAGCAUUGUGACAAGAAGCAAAACAAAUGGAAAAUCACCAUGUAGAGAAGAGACAAGUAGAAAAUCUCCUCCAACUUCAUUUUCAUAUCCAAGGACAGUUCCCUAUGCUAGGGGUAGUUUGGGAAAGGUGGCUGAAAGAAUGAAGGGAUUGUUGUGUAAAGCACAAGGACAACCACCGUUUCAACAACUAUUAAAGCAUUCUCAUUCAUUGCUUAGGUGAUGGAAAAUUUACCAAAAUGGACACAGUUCUCAGAAGAGAAAGGUCUCAUGUUUUGUUGAGAUGGCAGGUUGAAAGAAAGAUAUGCUAGCCCAAAUUCAUUUGUAUAUUAUGUAUAGAAUUCAUUCAUUAUUCAAAUUCUUCAAUGAAGGAAGAUAGUAACACAGGCAUUUAAUUUGUAAAUGAAAUUAAAAUGAAGUGAUCAAAUUAUU
Lathyrus oleraceus (garden pea) is the source of this 1104-nucleotide messenger RNA. RefSeq names its product protein NEN4. The record is from RefSeq and is a predicted model, not a curated record. Bases 47 to 895 code for a protein of 282 amino acids. NCBI's taxonomy places the organism in Eukaryota, Viridiplantae, Streptophyta, Magnoliopsida, Fabales, Fabaceae. Gene Ontology annotation, molecular function: nucleic acid binding; 3'-5' exonuclease activity. The transcript has 5 exons.